Messenger RNA from Guyanagaster necrorhizus, 1317 nucleotides. Its product is annotated as Aldo/keto reductase. NCBI's taxonomy places the organism in Eukaryota, Fungi, Basidiomycota, Agaricomycetes, Agaricales, Physalacriaceae. The record is from RefSeq and is a predicted model, not a curated record. Gene Ontology annotation, molecular function: oxidoreductase activity. The transcript has 10 exons. Bases 385 to 1317 code for a protein of 310 amino acids.
UCAUGAUUUGCUCGACUGAUUCUAAUCAUGAUGACCGUAUAGGGGAGGGAGGUCACAACGGUGCUCAGUUGCGCCUUUAUUCCCGCCAUCACGCACAAAUCAACCCAGAUACCUAUGUACUCACGUACCAAUCGGUUCGAGGUCGCAUCGCACAUUGGUGCCAUUGCGAUGGCUUUUAGUUCAGCUGCAUCGGAUUAAUGGUGACGGAGAAGGAGGAGAUCCUUGACUUCAAUUCUAUGUUUAUGGUCGGUAGACGCGCCGGUUCGCCCGUCAUGUGGAUGAUCCGGGCCGACGGGCCGAGGAGACGACUUCCUAGUAUAAAAACCGACGCAAUCGAUGGAGAAGACCCAAUUUGUCCCUUUACUAUCACCAUAUUGAUAAGCGAUGUCUGUCCCCAUGGUUAAGCUCAACAGUGGCUACGAAAUUCCCAUUGUUGGACUUGGAACUUGGCAGUCUAAGCCGGAAGAGGUCGUCGCUGCUGUCUCUCAUGCCUUGAGUGUAGGGUAUAGACACAUUGACUGUGCAUGGGGCUACGGAAAUGAAAAGGAUGUAGGCGAAGGUAUCAAGACGUCUGGCGUCCCCAGAUCUGAAAUAUUCAUAACCAGCAAAUUAUGGGGAACAUAUCACUCUCGUGUCGAAGAGUGCCUUGAUCAGACCCUUGCCAAUCUCGGGACUGAUUAUCUUGAUCUAUACCUCAUGCAUUGGCCUGUUCCUCUGAAUCCGAAAGGAAACCACCCUGUCUUCCCUACACUUCCGGAUGGUAAACGGGAUGUCGAUCACUCUUGGGCUCUCAAGGAUACCUGGGCACAACUAGAAGAGAUGCUCAAGAAAGGUAAGGUUAGAAGCAUCGGAGUAUCCAACUGCUCCAAGAUGAAGCUCAAUGAGAUCCUCCCGUACGCAACGAUCCUCCCGGCUGUGAACCAGCUCGAAAUCCACCCGUACAAUCCCCAACACGAGCUACUUGAGUAUGGCCGGAGCAAAGGAAUCCUUCCCCAAGCAUAUUCACCUCUGGGAUCGACAAACUCUCCCAUCCUCAAAGAUGAAGUCGUCGUUGCGAUCGCCGAGAAGCACUCCAUCCAACCGUCCGACGUCCUCCUUGGCUGGCUUCUGGCCAAACAAAUCAUCGCCUUGCCCAAGUCGGUGACCCCAGCUCGUAUCACAUCAAACCUCACAGGUGCACUGGCCGGUUUGUCUAAACUCUCGAAAGAAGAUGUAGAAAAACUCGACGGGCUCGCAGCGGCAGGCAAACAGAAACGCUUGGUUACUCCACCCUGGCCUAUCGACUUGGGCUUCGAUCACUGGCCAAAACUGCUUUAG